AUGUUUGAGGAUAUUGUUGGCCGUAGCCGUGAUUCUGAUGCAGUCAAGCUUCAUCAUCUGGACAAAGCAUUAAUCGGUGACGCCGCCGGGUGGAUCACGGCAAAGAUGAUUGUUGAAAAUAACUACCAGCAAACAUGGAAACAGCUGAGCGACCAAUACGAGAAUCCCAGAGUAAUCGUCGAUACUCAUCUCGAAGGGCUGCUUGAGAUGAAAUCGAUGACCAAACGCAGCCAUAAGGACUUACUCGAACUUGUGAAGACAUUCAACCGUCAUGUUGGCGGUCUCGAGUACCAGGGACUAGUAGUUGAUGAACUUUCUGGUCUCAUACUUACGAAGAUCCUUACUUUGCGAUUGGAUGACCAAACACUCCAACUGUGGGAAAGGACCCAGCAGCACGCCAAGCUACCCAAAUUUGAAGAUACGAUGCAGUUUCUACGAAGCGAAUGCCAGGUUUUGGAACGAUUUCAAAAUAGGCACCAUAUACCCUUGAAGGAACCCUCUCAACGACACAAAUCACACGCUGCAACCACUGUGACCAUCACCGGUUCCUGUCAAUUCUGUAGUGAAAUCCAUCGCCACUUCGAAUGCCCGGAAUUCAACAAAUUGACACCAGCUGAACGGAGGGAGGAAGUCACCAAGUUGAAAAUCUGCUUCAACUGUCUUCGCCCAGGUCAUCGAUCCCUUAACUGCUCAUCAAAAAAGACGUGCUCCCGCUGCCAAAGGAGGCAUCAUACACUAUUGCAUGAAGAACGAACAUCAUCGACAUCGAAGGAGCGAGCCGCUUUUGAAGAAAAAGACGAAGAAGAAGCCAUCCAAGCCCAAAUCCCGCAACAAGUUUCCGAUGCUGUUGUGUCGUGCAGUCAAUCCCAGGCUGCUAAAACCGUGAUGCUUAUGACUGCCGUGGUGCACAUCAAGGACCCUCGAGGAUGGACAGUUCCCUGUCGUGUGCUGUUGGACAGCGGGUCCCAAGUAAACUUCCUUUGUAAGGCAAUGGCCGAUCGUUUGGCAAAUAAAAGACUACAGGCACACAUACCCAUCGCUGGAAUUGGUGGAGUCAAAACCUACGCCAAGGAAAAGCUAAUAGUGGAAGUUGAGUCUCGGUAUUCCGAUUUCUCUACCAACAUCGAAUGCCUCGUAGUUCCUAAAAUAACGGGAACUAUUCCUGCAGCGAAAAUCGACAUUUCUGCAUGGCCAAUUAAUAUCGAUCUACCUUUGGCAGACCCUAAAUUCAAUAUUCCUUCUCAAAUUGAUAUGUUGAUUGGAGUUUCCCAUUUCUUGCGGUUGCUGAAAUCUGGACGUCUUCAAUUGAAUGAUACGUUACCCGAACUUCAAGAAACCCAUUUUGGAUGGGUGAUUGCCGGAGACAUCGACGAAGUUUCGGUUUCUCAGCAAUGCCUAGCUGCAACGGUGGAUCCUGUUCCCGACAUUCUUCGUCAAUUCUGGGAAAUAGAGGAAAUAUCAGAGUCAGCAAAACCAGUGUCCGAUCAAGAUGAAUGUGAGAAAAUGUUCCAGUUGACUCAUCGUCGAGAUGAAUCAGGCAGAUAUAUAGUAAGUCUUCCAUUUAAUGAGUCGGUGAAUCAACUUGGGAACAACCGAAAUUUGGCGAUGCGCAGAUUUCUUUCGUUGGAGAGAAGAUUCAAGAAAAAUCCGGAACUAAAGAAGCAAUAUUGUCAAUUCAUCGAUGAGUAUAAAGAAAUGGGGCACUGCCACGAAGUAAACGUAUCCGAUGCUACCAACCAAGGCGUUUACUACUUGCCCCAUCAAGCCGUUCUCCGUCCAUCAAGUUCUACAACCAAAAUCCGAGUAGUUUUUGAUGCGUCAGCAAAGGCAGCUCCCGCUGAAAAAACGUUGAAUGACGUUCUACGAGUCGGAGCAACACUACAAAGUGAUAUAUUCAGCAUCUUGUUACGGUUCCGCAAACAUCAGGUCGUAUUCACUGCUGACAUCUCGAAAAUGUAUCGGCAGAUACGGAUUGAACCGGAGCACGCACGCUUCCAACGAAUUUUCUGGAGAACAAAUCCGGAAGAGUCUCUUCGUGUCCUGGAACUCACAACAGUAACCUAUGGGACAGCUGCCGCCCCAUAUUUGGCAACUAGAUGUCUAUUCCAGCUCUGUGAUGAUGAAGGCAGUUCUUUCCCGCUUGCAGCUCGUAUAAUUCGAGUGGACUGUUACAUCGACGACGUAAUUUCUGGUGCAGAUACCGUAGAAGAAGCCGUAGAAAGUCAGAGACAAAUACAACAGUUGCUUGCAAGAGGUGGAUUCCCCGUCCACAAAUGGAGCUCCAACACCUCGGAAGUUUUGAAUUCGAUUCCGGAAGCCGAACGUGAAAGAUUAGUGCAUCUAGACAACACCACCACGAAUGUAAUGAAGACACUCGGUCUGAUCUGGAGCCCGCAACAAGACCAAUUCCUAUUUAAAGUCAACCAUCCCAAUCAAGAAGCAAACCAACUCACAAAACGAUCAGUACUCUCUGAAAUCGGUAAGCUAUUCGAUCCAUUAGGUCUCGUAACUCCGGUUACUGUCAUAGCCAAGUUGAUAAUGCAGAGGAUUUGGAAGGCCGGAUUAACGUGGGAUGAUCCGCUGGAAGGAGAACUGUACCAAUCCUGGCAACAGUUUCGCGAAGCUUUGAUCCAGAUAAACAAAGUCAAGAUUCCUCGAUGCACAAUACCAUAUGGUGUCACCGCCAUAGAAAUCCAUGGUUUCUCCGAUGCAUCCCUAGUUGCAUAUGGAGCAGUCAUCUAUCUUCGCUGUAUUUUGCCGAAUGAUACGAUCACAGUCAACAUGCUCUGCAGCAAAUCCAAAGUAUCCCCGAUUGCAGAAAUGAGUAUUCCGCGUAAGGAGUUGCUUGGUGCCCGGUUAUUAUCUCGUCUGCUGGUUAAAGUACUGAACUGUCUCCAACUGCAAAUAUCCAACGUUAAUUUAUGGUGUGAUAGUCAGGUAGUGCUUGCUUGGUUGAAAAAGCCGUUAUCAUCUCUAGAAGUAUUUGUGCGCAACCGAGUGACAGAAAUUUUGGAGAAAACCGGGAUGUGCACAUGGAACUACGUCAAGUCGAAGGAAAAUCCAGCCGAUCUAAUAUCCAGAGGCCAAACCCCACUCAUCUUGAGCAGCAAUGAGCUCUGGUGGAAGGGUCCAUCAUUUCUAAGUAAAGCAAAGUACCAGCCAGAACUUCCGGAUGACAUUCCUGAUGAGGAACUUCCGGAAAUGAGAAAAGCUGAUAUGAUCGUCAUCCCAGCCAUCAAAGCAGAAACGUUAACUGUUUUUCCAAGUUCAGCUCCUUUAGAAAGCUUCAGCGAGUAA
Molecule: messenger RNA, 3297 nt
Organism: Armigeres subalbatus
Lineage: Eukaryota; Metazoa; Arthropoda; Insecta; Diptera; Culicidae
Exons: 1
Coding region: 1-3297 (1098 amino acids)
Molecular function (GO): zinc ion binding; nucleic acid binding
Source: RefSeq, a predicted model, not a curated record